AUGUUCCCGGAACUUAAUAGCCUUCUGAACACCACCCCUGCCAGGGUGGAGCAGGGGAAAAUGACUCUACUUUGUGAUGAAGGCAGUUUCCUUGUCCACCAUUUUCUUUCCUUCUACCUCAAAGCUAACUGUAAAGUCUGCUUUGUGGCACUCGUCCAGUCUUUCAGUCACUACAAUAUCGUGGGACAGAAGCUGGGUGUCAAUCUGACCAUGGCACGGAAACGUGGGCAGCUUAUAUUCCUUGAGGGUCUCAAGUCUUCAGUGGACGUCUUCUUCCAGGAUCAGGAGGAGCCACAUCCCUUGCAGUUUCUCAGGGAGGCCAGUGCUGGGAAUUUGGAACCAUUGUAUCAGUUUGUGCGGGAGGCCCUGAAGCCCGUGGAUAACGGGGAGGCUACUUGGAAGUGUCCAGUGCUGCUGGUGGAUGACCUCAGUGUAUUGCUGAGUCUAGGCUUGGGGGCGGUGGCCGUGCUGGACUUCAUUCACUACUGCAGAGCCACCGUGUGCCAGGAGCUAAAGGGAAAUGUGGUGGCCCUGGUACAUGAUAGUGGAGAUGCUGAGGAUGAGGAGAACAACAUCCUUCUGUAUGGCCUCAGUCAUCAGAGCCACCUAAUCCUGAGGGCUGAGGGCCUGGCCACUGGUUUCUGCAAGGAUGUGCAUGGACAGCUGAGGAUCCGUUGGAGGAGACCAUCGAAGCCCACAGCCCGGCGAGAUCAGAGCUUCACCUAUCAGUAUAAGACACAGGACAGGAGUGUGUCCUUUUUUGCCAAAGGAAUGUCUCCUGCUGUUCUGUGACCUGA
Messenger RNA from Sciurus carolinensis (gray squirrel), 797 nucleotides. RefSeq names its product elongator complex protein 6-like. The record is from RefSeq and is a predicted model, not a curated record. Gene Ontology annotation, cellular component: elongator holoenzyme complex. Lineage: Eukaryota; Metazoa; Chordata; Mammalia; Rodentia; Sciuridae. Gene Ontology annotation, biological process: tRNA wobble uridine modification.